Molecule: messenger RNA, 402 nt
Organism: Anneissia japonica
Lineage: Eukaryota; Metazoa; Echinodermata; Crinoidea; Comatulida; Comatulidae
Exons: 5
Coding region: 52-402 (116 amino acids)
Source: RefSeq, a predicted model, not a curated record
UUCGUCUCCUUGCUCUAAACUCAAAUAUACCUUAAAGAUUUAAAAAAAAAGAUGAGAUCAGGUGCAGGCAUGGCUGAAAUCCAGGAUGCUGUGAGCAAGGAGUGGGAGGCCCUCCGGUGGCUAGUGCCUUACUACAAGGAACGAGUUGCAGCUGAUACAUGCUCUUUGGAGGAAGAGGAAGAUCAAGAUGGGGAGGACUUUGAAACUCCAGUACAAGCACGAGUUUCCCCACAAGAACCUGAACUUGUUUCUAAGAAGAGAAAAGUAGCAGAUAGAGAAAACAUUGAAGAAAGAAAGAAAUUCUGGUCAAAGAAGGAAAAGAAAGCUGCAAAGAAGGAAGCAUGUCAGCCCAUUUCCAGUAAAUAUGAGCAGGCUGUGAUCGUUUUCAUUAACAAACCAUAA